Mycena indigotica is the source of this 1173-nucleotide messenger RNA. RefSeq names its product Chromo domain-containing protein. Lineage: Eukaryota; Fungi; Basidiomycota; Agaricomycetes; Agaricales; Mycenaceae. The transcript has 9 exons. The coding region runs from base 1 to 1173 and encodes 390 amino acids. The record is from RefSeq and is a predicted model, not a curated record.
AUGGGAAAGCGCAAACGGCAUCACGCAGAGCCAAAGCGCUGGUAUGUCGAAGUGAUUCUCAAGGCGAAGCGACAAUUCAACUCAUCGGGCGACAUCCGCAUGUAUGAAGUUCGCCUCGGUGGAUGGAUCUAUUUUGUCAAGUGGGCUGGAUGGUCCGACGACGACAAUACCUGGGAGCCCAUAGAAAAUCUCCUUUCGUGUCUCUCAAAGAUUCAUAGAUUCUGGCAACUCGGCGUGGACCAAGGUUCGCGAACUUUCAUGACAAACGAGAACGGUGUCAUAGUUUCUCCACUCGACGGCUACAUAGAAGCAGAAAAAAAGAUAUUUGCGAAGGAGGUUCCACAGGCGGAAGUGGACGCACAAAACGCAAACCCAAGACGAGCGAGAACGGAAUGGGUCACAGAUUCCCUGUCUCCAAGCAGGUCUCCGUCGCCCAAUGUAGACGAGGAAGAUGUUGAUGUGGAGGCAGCCCCGGCUAAAAAAGCUCGGAUUGCAACUCCGCUUGAAGCCGAAAAACAACCAAAACUGAUCUUGAGGAUCCCCGCAAUGAAACACAGGCAGAUGGGCGGAGACGAAGGAAUGGUGCAUCCGUCGCAGUCGGCCCCUCAAGUUGAGCAACUUGAACUAACAACUCCCGUUCCUAAAGACGGAAAUUCCGCUCCUGAACCCAAACCGGAAGCCAACAUGGAUGACAAGGAAUCCGGUGGAGAAGUCAAAAAGACAUGGAAUCGUCGGCAGAUCAAAGUCAAACUUUGGGAUGGUCCCCAAGCACUCGAAUCCAUCGGUAAUCCCACGAAAAAACGGUUGGCGCAACAAAAAAUCGCACCAAAUAUUCCGCACUAUCCAGACAAAGCUUCCAAAGCAAGACGGGCCACCGAUGUGGAGGAGAACCAAGAGACCUCUGCUCCUGCAGAUGUUCGCCGCGAGACAACACCAACAGGCAACAACUACGUGGGAGAGGGAACGCUGGAGUUUGGUAGCACCAUCCCGGAAAUGGUGGCGAGCGAUGCGAUAACAACGUCCUUCUAUGACGCUGGCGAAGAUCCCCUUGCUGCCCUACGGGUCAACCAUGACCAUCAUUUGGCCAAUGAAGACCUGAACAUAGACAUCACUAUGCUACUCACAUCGAUUGAGCAACAGGCAUGGACAGACCUCGGAGUGGAUAUGCAGUAA